AUGGCACCUUACGAGGCUUUAUAUGGAUGUAAAUGUCGUACUCCGCUCUAUUGGAUUGAGUUGGGUAAAUGUCGGGUUUUGAGUCUUGAGUUGGUUUCUGAAACUGAAAACAAGGUUUCUCCAUGGAAGGAAGUUCUAAGAUUCGGUCGUAAGGGUAAGUUGAGCCCUAGGUUCAUUGAGCCGUAUCGGAUUCUGAAACGUGUAGGACCGUCUGAUCCAUCUCAUGUUAUCUCGGUUGAGGAGAUUGAGGUCAGACCAGACUUGACUUUUGAGGAGAAGUCAGUUCAUAUUCUGGAUCGUGGUGUUAAUGUUUCGAGGAGGAAGUCCAUACCGUUAAUGAAGGUUCUGUGGCGAAAUCAUGGCACCGAGGAAGCCACAUAG
Gossypium arboreum is the source of this 381-nucleotide messenger RNA. RefSeq lists its product as uncharacterized. The transcript is spliced from 3 exons. The record is from RefSeq and is a predicted model, not a curated record. Lineage: Eukaryota; Viridiplantae; Streptophyta; Magnoliopsida; Malvales; Malvaceae. Bases 1 to 381 code for a protein of 126 amino acids.